CGUGGCACGAUGUGCCAGCGCCGUGGAUUCUGGGCUUUGGCUGUGGCUGUCUGCCUUGCCUUCGCCGAUGCACAGUCUUCAGUUCCCAUUGCGACUGAACCGAUCCUGGUGACAGCAACGGUGCCAACAGUCCUGCCCUCAUUCGUCACGGUCUAUUCUGUCGUGCCUGCAACCGAUGCCGCGCCGAACCAAGUGACGAUCGUUACAACAACGAUCGAUGGCACCGCGACAACUAUAACUUCUGCGGCAGUCGUUGCCGGCUCUGUCACUAGCACUAUCGUUUCGACCAUCUCUUUUACAACGAGUCAAAUUGUUGUCAGUACUGUUGGCUAUUCAACAAUCUAUGGUCCAGAUCAAACAACAGCAGCUGUCCCUAGCAUAUCUGAGACAGCUAUAUCUACCUCAGCAAUAGCUGGGUCGACUGCACCGAUUGCUUCGGAGCCAGUGUCGACGACCUCAUCAUCCUACCACACCACUAGCCUUACAGCUUCUACUACUCCUUCUUUGGCCGCGACUACAUCGAGGAAUGCGUCCAGUGCAUCCACAAUUGGUGACAACAAUCCGUCAUCUACAUCGACCCCGUCGUCUCAUAAUGGGGGCCUUUCUACCGGUGCCAAGGCCGGAAUUGGCAUUGCCGUUGCCCUGCUAGUUAUUCUUUUGGUUGUUCUAUCCUUCUUUCUGGGCCAGCGUUGUACGCGUCGUCGCAACAAUAUCUCGAGAGUCACGCCUGAUGAAGACUCUGUCGACGAAAAGGACACAUUCCAGGCCGGACGCCCUUACGAGACCACUGGCCCUCACGCCGCUUCGUCCGCACACACUAGUGAUAAAACGAAUGCCUAUUCCACGAAUACUACGGCAGUUGGGAGCGGUUCUCCGCCCGUAAGUGGGCGUUCCUACCACAACCCGGGUUCACCUCCAAGGGAACAUCGUUACGAAGAUUCAGAACUAUCAGCCCUUCCGCCAAUCACGAACGAAGACAGCCAAAUGUAUGUCGGGGUUCCUGCCCACAUGUCAGGCUCGAAACGUUGGAGUAUGAAAGAAUUCAUGAAGUGA
Cladophialophora yegresii CBS 114405 is the source of this 1053-nucleotide messenger RNA. RefSeq lists its product as uncharacterized. The transcript has a single exon. NCBI's taxonomy places the organism in Eukaryota, Fungi, Ascomycota, Eurotiomycetes, Chaetothyriales, Herpotrichiellaceae. The coding region runs from base 10 to 1053 and encodes 347 amino acids. The record is from RefSeq and is a predicted model, not a curated record.